CAUGGACCACCCGCCGCCGCCGGACCUCGGCAGCUGCCUCGAGGUCCGCCUCUUCUACGUGCGCCUCUCGCCGCACGGAAGCGCGCCGCCGCCUCCGCGCCUCGCGCUCGAGCUCCGCCCCGCAGGCGGCGAGGCCACCCUGCUCCUCCCGCUCCGGCUCGACCGCCACGACGCCGCAUCCGGGGAGGCCACCUACGUAUCCACCGCGGCCGCGCAGCUGCCUCCGCCCGCCGCGCCCUUCGAGGUCGCCGACCACCGCGGCGCUGCGCUCCUCCGCGGCUCGCUUCGGCGGUGCCCCGGUGCGAAAGCCGAUUCCCCCGCCUGGGAAAUCGAUUGCGCCCCUGCCGUUGGGGCGGCUGCCUCGGCUUCGGCCUUUGAGGUCUACGUAGCAGGAUGCUGCUCCGGCGAGCCCGCGGUGCUCACGCGCGCCCUGCGGCUCGCCACCCCCGAAGAAGCUGCUGGCGGAUUAGUUCGCCGCCCACCGGGGCCAUUGUCACAGACUACAGGUGAUGAAGGCGGCAAUGACAUGAACACUGGUAGCAUGCAAUACCCUGAAGGUUGGUACUCCGAUGAUGAUGACGGGCAACUCUCAUGGUUCAACGCUGGUGUUAGAGUCGGCGUGGGGAUUGGCCUGGGAGUCUGUGUCGGUGUUGGCAUAAGCGUUGGGCUCCUCAUGCGCUCCUAUCAAGCAACGACCAGAAGCUUGAAGAGACGAUUCUUCUGAGACUGUCGCAACAAAUACCAUGACCUCUGAUGGCCAGUAGAGUUGUUUUGACCUCUGAUGGCCAGUAGAGUUCGUUCAUGUGUUCUCUGUGUAGGAGGAAAUGUUGUGUUUGUGCUUGUGCAGUUUUUGACUUGUGUCCAUCGCUCUCUCCUGUGUAUGUAACUUGUGAAGGCCUCAUGUACAUACAGCAAAUGUUUACAUUAAGCAAAUGUUGUUGAAGGUACGAUUUUUUUCCCUGAAA
Molecule: messenger RNA, 965 nt
Organism: Phragmites australis (common reed)
Lineage: Eukaryota; Viridiplantae; Streptophyta; Magnoliopsida; Poales; Poaceae
Exons: 2
Coding region: 2-724 (240 amino acids)
Source: RefSeq, a predicted model, not a curated record